Molecule: messenger RNA, 2319 nt
Organism: Phytophthora sojae
Lineage: Eukaryota; Oomycota; Peronosporomycetes; Peronosporales; Peronosporaceae
Exons: 1
Coding region: 1-2319 (772 amino acids)
Source: RefSeq, a predicted model, not a curated record
AUGCCAAUGGAGGAGGGAAAUGACCAAAUCCAGGAUGAGCUUCAGACGCAAGAGCUUCAGACGCAAGAGCCGGAAAGUAUUGUGACUGAAAUUUUGCCCGUCUUGGUUGACGAAGAUGAUGCUGUCCCGGUUGACGAGGAAGCGGUCCUUGCUAGUGAAGAGAACACCUCUAUCGAACCUAAAGAAGUGAUGGUCGAGGAGCGCGCUGCUGUUGAUUCGUCGCCGGUUGGUGAGCUGGAGUCAGAAGUUGACGUGCUGAUGGAGGAGACCGAGACAUCAUCCGACGCGGGUGGUAAUGAUUCCGCCGAUCUGGUUGAUGAUGUAGUGACGGAGGUUGUGUCCGAGGAAGACGGUCGUGUAAGCAACUCGGUCGAAGAAGUGAAGUCUGAGGCUGCUGACAAUGACGUAUCCUCUGCCUCCAACGAUGAUGUAGAAGUGGAUGCCUCUGUCGAGACCGACGAGGUUGGUGUUGCUGAAGAAUCUUUCGAACCCGCUACGGUUGACAACGACGACGGAGAUUCUGGCAUUGUUUGUGAAGAAAGCAGCGCCGAAUCGGAGGACGUGGUGGAGGUGGAAGUGCUUCAAGAGGGAUUGGAUUUGUCCUACCCGGAGACAAGUGUGGAGCAGCCGGACGAAGCUAAUGUCGAGUUCAAUGAGUUGCCGUCCACUAACUUGAAUGAGGAGAACGAGGAGAUUCAAGCUGCGUUGGGUGACAAUGAAGAAGUGUCUGCUGCAUCUGAUGAAGGAGAGACCAAGGUGACGGGGUCUGAUAUUGAGUAUGGCUCUGUUUCGGUUGAUGAACUUGAGGUAGAAGCAGAUAUGGUGACCGAUGUAACCGACGACGAUGAACCCGAGGUAGAAGCAGAUGUUGGGAUGACUGAGUCGGAGGCAGAAGUUCCCAGCGAGGCGUCUGAAGUGGAGGUGGGCAUCGUUGAUGAAGAGUCCGCCAAUCCUGACGAUCUGGAGACGGGGGAGGACGCAUCUUAUGGUCUUACGCCCAGCGAGGACGUUGAGCCUGAUACUGCAGUUUUGGAUGGCGAGCCUUCGUCUACCAUGGACGUGGAAGCGUCGAUGCUAGAGCUUGACUCGGAACUAGAGUUAGAAGUUGUCCCUGGCGCUGAAGUAAACGAAGAUCCUGUGGUGGAGAAAUAUGAAAACAGCGUGGGCGUUGACUCGUUCGUCGGCGCGCCAGAGGAGGAUGAAAUCUUAACCGAUGAUAGUGUCGAUGUCGAUGUACGGGAUGAAGAGCCAAUCGUGACCGAGAUCGAAGCUGAAUUGUCUGUUGCUACAAGCGACAUUGCCGAAGAGUUGGAUGUUCUUGAGGCGAGCACUACCAGCUUGUCGAGCGAAGAAGCUGAGGUUAGCGAUGAAGCCAUUGUUGACGAGGAAGCUGUUAUUACCGGAGAAAUGGACGUAGGCGAGGAAGCUAAGGUGGAUGCUGAAAGCGACUAUCACGUCGAGGCAGAUCUGACAAUCCCUGUUGAAGAGGAGAAGGAGGUCCCGGCGGAGGAUGAUGAUGCGGUGCUAGAGGGCCAGAGCGUUGAGGUUGCCGCCAAGAGCGGUGACGUUGAACUGGCUGAGAUGGAGACUGAGACUGCUGGGUUCGAGUUGGAGGAAGUACAACAGAGCAAGGUGGAGGGGGAGUCGGUGGAAUCAGCCGGAAGUGAGACUCACGAGCUGCAGGAGGACGACAGCGAGGAAACGGUGGCUGCUCCUGUCGAGGUCGAGGUAGAUGCUGAAGAGGAAGGUGACGCGCACGCAGAAAAUGACGGUUCUCCUUCUGAGAAUGAAGCUGAGACCUCAGAAGACUCCCCGAUCGAUACUGAAGUGGUCGAGGACGCCGAACCAACCAAUCCGAUCGAUGUCGAAGCGGAGCAGUCUGCGUCUGAGGUUGAGCUGGUCGGUGAUAUGGUCGACGAAUCUGUGACGAUCGAAGCCACGGAAACGUCGGACGACGAGGUGGUCGCUGCAGAUGAGUCGAGUGAGCAGGCUGAGAGCCAAGACAUUGCUGAGGCGUCUGAAGAAGAAUCUGCGCCUCCUGUCGACCAAGACGUUGUCGACGAGGAGGAGUCAGUGGUGGACGCAGCCAGCGACGAUGAUGUCGAGCUCACCGAGGAAGUCUCUUCCGCCAGUGUCGACGACGAAGUGACGGAAUCGCAGCAAGAGCUGACCGCCCCCGCGACGGGCGAAGUGGAGAGCGGCGGCCUUGCUUCUGCCGUGAAUGAAGUUCUCGCCCGGCUGGUGGAGCCUUUCGAGGCGGCCAAGACUGCUGCUCCCGCGGUGGCAUCCGAAAGCGAACACGUUGUAGACGAACUGUAG